Molecule: messenger RNA, 519 nt
Organism: Mesitornis unicolor (brown roatelo)
Lineage: Eukaryota; Metazoa; Chordata; Aves; Mesitornithiformes; Mesitornithidae
Gene: GSC2
Product: goosecoid homeobox 2
Exons: 3
Biological process (GO): regulation of transcription by RNA polymerase II
Cellular component (GO): nucleus
Molecular function (GO): RNA polymerase II cis-regulatory region sequence-specific DNA binding; DNA-binding transcription factor activity, RNA polymerase II-specific
Source: RefSeq, a predicted model, not a curated record
ACGAUGUCUUCAGAGCCAGCGUCAGACGCCAGCAGCAGGAGAGGCCUCAAGAAGCCGUGUUCGUUCAGCAUCGAGGACAUCCUCUCCAGCCCAGUAGAGAAAAGCCCCCAGGUCCUGGUCCCACUGUGCCUGCAGGGCAUUUUGGACUGCACACCCAAGGGGCUGUACGCCCGGUUCCCCUGGCCCAUGCAGCUCUUCCAGUCGGCGGUCAGGGUCUGCAAGGGUCCCCAGGGGAGCCCGAGCGAGCUGCAGACUUUCCACCAGAUCCAGCGGCGGACGCGCCGGCAUCGCACCAUAUUCACUGAGGAUCAGCUGCAGGCCCUGGAGACGCUUUUCCACCAGAACCAGUACCCGGACGUCAUCACCCGCGAGCACCUGGCAAACCGCAUCCACCUGAAGGAGGAGAGGGUGGAGGUUUGGUUCAAAAACCGGCGGGCCAAGUGGCGGCAUCAGAAGAGGGCGUCUGCUUCAGCACUGAUCCUUCAAGGCACCAAGAAGCCCUCUGAGGAGAGCUGUUAG